Phalacrocorax carbo (great cormorant) is the source of this 5293-nucleotide messenger RNA. Lineage: Eukaryota; Metazoa; Chordata; Aves; Suliformes; Phalacrocoracidae. The record is from RefSeq and is a predicted model, not a curated record.
GCCCCUCGCGGGCGGGCAGGUUAGGCUGCGCGGCAUCGCGGAGGGUUUUCCUGUGCCGCCAUCUUGGCAGCGGCGGUGAGGAGGGAGGCGGGGGGCGGCUCCGGGGGCCGCCGGCCAUGGCAGCCACCGCCGCCAACCCGGAAAUGGCAUCAGAUGUUUCCUCGCUGGGUGCAGCCGUCAGCUCUGGGAACGCUGGACUGGGUGCGCAAGCCGGAGGAGCCAUCGCUCAGAGAGCCAACAAGAGGCGUCCUGGGCUUGAUUUUGAUGAUGAUGGAGAAGGGAACAGUAAAUUCCUCAGGUGUGACGAUGACCCGAUGCCCAACGAUAAGGAGAGAUUUGCCAGGUCUGAUGAUGAACAGAGUUCAGCGGAUAAGGAGAGACUUGCCAGGGAAAAUCACAGCGAGAUUGAACGUAGGCGAAGGAACAAGAUGACUGCCUACAUCACAGAGCUGUCCGAUAUGGUGCCCACCUGCAGCGCGCUGGCCCGCAAGCCAGACAAGCUCACCAUCUUGCGCAUGGCUGUCUCUCACAUGAAGUCCCUGCGCGGCACGGGCAAUACCUCCACUGACGGCACCUACAAACCCUCCUUUCUCACUGACCAGGAACUCAAACACCUGAUCCUAGAGGCGGCCGACGGCUUUCUGUUCAUAGUGUCCUGUGAGACCGGGAGGGUGGUCUACGUCUCCGACUCGGUGACUCCUGUCCUGAACCAGCCGCAGUCGGAGUGGUUCGGCAGCACCCUGUACGACCAGGUGCACCCGGACGACGUGGGCAAGCUGAGGGAGCAGCUCUCCACAUCGGAGAACGCGCUGACAGAAGGAACCAAACCCUGGUGCCUUUCUAACAAGGAUCCUGCAGCCCCCCCCGAGAAUGCAUCUAAAGGUCGCAUCCUAGACUUAAAGACGGGGACUGUCAAGAAGGAAGGCCAGCAGUCCAUGAGGAUGUGUAUGGGUUCUCGGAGAUCCUUCAUCUGCCGAAUGAGGUGUGGCAACAGCUCGGUGGAUCCAGUCUCUGUAAAUCGCCUCAGCUUUAUGAGGAACCGCUGCAGGAACGGCUUAGGUGCGGCGAAGGAUGGCGAGCCUCACUACGUUGUGGUGCACUGCACGGGCUACAUAAAAGCCUGGCCCCCCGCAGGUGUUUCACUGCCUGACGAUGACCCGGACGCUGGCCAGGGCAGCAAGUUUUGCCUCGUGGCUAUCGGCAGGCUCCAGGUCACUAGCUCGCCCAACUGCACAGACAUGAACAACGUUUGUCAGCCAACAGAGUUCAUCUCCCGACACAACACCGAAGGCAUUUUCACCUUCAUAGAUCACCGCUGCGUGGCUACGGUUGGCUACCAGCCACAGGAACUUCUGGGGAAAGACAUUGUGGAUUUCUGCCACCCGGAAGACCAGCAGCUUUUGCGGGACAGCUUUCAGCAGGUGGUGAAGUUAAAAGGCCAGGUUCUGUCAGUCAUGUUCCGAUUCCGAUCCAAAAACCGGGAAUGGCUCUGGAUGAGAACCAGCUCCUUUACCUUCCAGAACCCCUACUCGGAUGAAAUUGAGUACAUCAUCUGUACCAACACCAACGUCAAGAACUCGAGCCAGGAGUCUCGGCCUGCCCUGUCAAACUCAAUGCAGAGGCCCCAGCUGGGGCAGAGUGUCAGCCUUCCCCUGGAGAUGGGCACAGCACAGCUGCCCUCAAGGCAGCAGCAGCCGCCACAACAGACAGAGCUGGAAGCGGUCCCAGGAAGAGAGGGCCUGUCUGGUUACGACCACUCACAGGUUCCUGUUCAGCCUGUGACCGCAGCCGGCCCAGAGCACAGCAAGCCCUUGGAGAAGGCAGAGAGCCUUUUUAAUCAGGAGCGAGACCCAAGGUUCAGCGAGAUCUACAGCAGUAUCAAUACAGACCAGAACAAAGCCAUUCCUGCCAGCACAGUGCCCGCCAACCAGCCCCUCUUCACACAGGGAAACACUUUCACCCCUUCGCGGCCUGCCGAGAACUUCAGGAGCGGCAGCAUGGUACCUCCGGUGAACAUCAUUCAGCAGCAGCCCUCGUCAGCGGGCCGGAUCCUAGCGCAGAUCUCACGCCACUCCAACCCAGCUCAGGUCAGCGGAACCAGCUGGGCUCCAGGGACACGGCCAGCGUUCACACCCCAGCAAGUGGCAUCCCAGACAGUGAAAACUCGGCCCCCUUCCUUUGGCAUGGGGACUUUCCAAGGCACCCCGUCUUCCUUCAGCCCCAUGGCAGCACCGGGCUCUACGGCUUCUCCUACGGGGGCUGCUUACCCGAACCUUGCCAGCCGUGGCACGGGCUUCACGCCGGAGGCAGCGCAGACCCCGGCCCCGUUCCAGACGCGGGCGGCCGAAGGCGUGGGGAUGUGGCCGCAGUGGCAGGGACAGCACCACGGCCCAGCGUCCGGGGAGCAGCACGUGCAGCCGCCGCAGCCAAGCCAGCCUGAGGACAUGCUGACGAUGCUGGGAGACCAGGGACCCAACUACAACAACGAAGAGUUCCCCGAGCUGAACAUAUUCCCUUCUUUUUCAGAGUAAAAUAAGCCCUAGGGGAAUCAAAUUAUAGCUAUAUAUAAUAUCCAUGUGUAAAGGAAAACACCUAAGUCUUUUUUUCAAAGACUGCUGAACUUUCUAAACACUUCCUGCCUUCCGGAGGCGAAACUCCUGCCCGGCAGCCUGGAGGCCGGCCGGCCGCGGGGAGGAAGAUGCGGCGGCUUUGGGCACCUCCUCUGCGCGGCGCCGGCAGCGGGGGACGGUUCGCCUGGAGGCUUCGGGACUCGAGUGCUGCGAGAGCCGCGGCGGUCGCCGACACGAAGGCCCCGUGAUUCCAGAGCCGCUCCCGAGCGGUUUUCGUUCCGCCCGCUGCGUUGGUCGGAGGGAUCCCCGUCCAGAUGACGGGCGGCUCCUCCAAACUCACAAGGUGGCUUUUGCUGGUUUUAUUUCAAUCUUCUAUACCGUGACUCUUUUUCUAUAAAACACAAAGUAUUGUAACUUUUUAAACAUUGGAAGAAACUCUUCCAAGCGUUAUCCCUGCGUAACGCAAUUCUGGAGGAUGCUCGCCUAAGAAUCCUUGUCGCAAGCCGGCGUUCUCGGAGGCAGCGGGUUGUUACUGCGUCUCCAGGCCGGGGGUCUGUACCGGGAGCGCCCCCCGUUGCCCGGCACGCCGGCCUUCGUUUGGGUGCCGCCUCUUCUCUGAACUGUGCAAUGAAAACGGGCCUCUGCUGUCAGCGUGGCCUACGCCAUCCCUCGGGGCCCAGUCGUUCGUGUGAAUGACGGGAUAAUUACGAGCCAUAAAAAUAUUAUCUAUGUAGCUUUGUUCUCCACGCACCAGUUUGGCAGCUGAUGGUUUCUGUGCUGCCCUGAACCGAUGUUUCAAGAGGCUUUUUGUCAGCUUGGGGGGUGGGAAAACCUGCUCUGCCCUGUCCAUGCAAUUUUACCACGUCGAGAGUGAGUUCCCUGCCUUCGUUUUGGAGCUGGACGUCUGGCUCCCCGUGCAGGGAGGCCCCGGCUUUGUUCCGGCCCUUGCUGAGGAGCUGCACUUCAACUACAUGCUCCGAAUGGCAGCAUUUGCUUUGACACUCGCCGGCUCCUUGAAGAAAAAUUCAUGCCAUAUGAUGACCCUGUUGCCAAGUCACAAAAUGGAGGAGAGUGGGGGGAGAGAGGGAACAGAAUUAUUCUUUUUUAUAUAUAUGUAAUUUUUUCAAAAUUUUUAAGCCUUGACUUCAAAUCUUCAAUGUGAAAAAAACCUCAUGGCAGAUCUUGCUCCCCUCGGGGUCUGUGGGAGCCUCAAGACCAGUUUUACUCCCCCGUGACGGCGAGCCUUGCUUCAAUUUCAGCAGGAAAAUGUCUUCAUUGCAGAGUUUGACUUGGAAGGAAACUUGGCACACGUGCAGCGGGGGAAGAAUAUGAAGCUUGCCUGGAAGCCUGCUUUUGUUUUGGAUGAAAUCUGGGCAUUUCUCCCUCCUCCUCCCCGCGUGCCGGUGGGGCUGCUCGAGCCCCCCGGCCUGGCCCCGCGCGUCCUCUGCUGGCGUGGGGCAAGGGGGGGACGUGCUGCUCGGAGCCGCAGGCCUCGGUGGUGCCGCGAGGGGGGACGAGCGGCUUUCGGCGGCGCCCGUGGCGGGGAGCGCCCGCAGCGGGAAGGCUUUGGGACGCUUGCGUUACUGACGGUCAGGCUUCGGUACUGGCAGAGACCCGCCGAGGCUCCUCUUGGCUGUGGAGCAGAAAGCUUUCUUUUUUUUUUUUUUUUCCCCCGUCCUGAUUUGCUGGAAAAUUAAGAUUUGAAGGUUUUGGGUUGUUUCUUUUUUUCGUCACUUCCACCACCACUUCCCUGUUUCUCUACGGAAAGGUGGGAACCUCCCACGAGGGAGCUUGGAAACGUCCCCUGAUCCGUCCCCAUCCUUUAACCUAGGGAAAGUGGUACCAGCACUAACCCCGCAGCCCGUCGCGUCCCGCUGCCGGGCUCUGGAGCUGUCUCGGGCGUAGGGGAGAUUUUUGCAGAGCACCAAGCGUUAACCAUCGUGGGUGCUCACCCUCGGGCUGGCCACGCCGGCCGCCGGCGUUGGAGCCCUGCUGACCCGACCGAGGAUGGAGCGGCACUUGGCUGCCAAAGGAGGAGGAAAACUCCUGUUUCUACAGAAAUGAAGCCCUGGGGAGCUCGACCUUUGUGAAGCUACAGCUCUGGUGCUCUCUGGAGUCGUGUCCCAGGGUGGCAGUGGGAGCCGGCCUUGCCCGUGGUGCUUCGCAACAACCCCCGGCGAGCCCAGCAGGACCCGGGGGCCACGUGGGCGAGAGGCGGCGACUUCCAGGUCUGUGUGUCCCCAGGCCCAGAGCCCGUCUGUCCCCGAGCCGCCGUGGGUGACGCUGCUGUGGCCACCCUGAUUUCGGGUCCUGCCCUGGACAAUUCGAGCUGCUGCGGAGAAGAAGCCAGCUGGAGCAGGCGGCAAGCGCCGGGCGCCCUGGGCAGCGCCGGCCUGGCUGUGGCGCUGGUGGCAGCGGAGGACGAGGAUGGGUGAGGGGCUGGCGGGGUCUCAGCACCUGUCCCCCGCCCCAGCGGGUCCCUGGGCCCUUCCUGGGGGCCGCGGGGCAGGGGCUUUGGCCCUUCAUAUCCCGCUUUGAUAACUGUAUUAUUAUUCAGUGUGAGGGGGGGUUAUUUUAUCAUACGAUGCCUUGGGUCGGGCAGGAGCCAAACCUUGAGGGGAUUUGUUUUGGGCCCGGGGCUCCCUCUCGCUGCAGGAUUUGCAGAUGAUUAUAUGUAGCAGAGAUUUUACAACAAGAUAUUUUCCCUUUUUUUGUUUUUUUUU